AUGGUUCAAGGGCGCUGGGCCCAUUCACACUGCUCUGUGGCCGUCACCGCCAUCCACCCGCAGAACAUCUUGUCCUCCCAAACUGGAACUCUGCCCCUUGGGACACACUUGCCUUCCCCCCAGCCCCCGGCCCCCUGCCCCUUCCUGUCUCUCACACGGCGUCAUGGACGGGCUCUCUCGCCCAGCAGCAGGACUGAUGUCCUAACCCUGACCCCUUGGCUGGCGCCCAUGGUCUGGGAGGGGACCUUCAACAUCGACAUCCCGAAUGUGCAGUUCCGGCUCCAGAGCGCCACCGUCGGGCUGACCGUGUUUGCCAGCAAAGAAUACGUGGUCCUCCUGCGGCUCUUCCUGGAGACAGCGGAGAAGCACUUCAUGGAGGGACACAAAGUCGACUGCUACCUACGUCUGCCCCGACCAGCUGGGCUGGCAGUGCUCCAGGCGCCCAGCCCCGCGCGCUGGCAGGACGCGUAGGGGCCACUGCUGCGGCGGCGCUUCCCUGGCGACGUGGAUGCCCUCGUGGGCGCCCACGUGGACCUGCGCUUCCGGGACCAAGUGGGGGUGGAGAUCCUGGCCCCACUCUUGGGGUCCCUGCACCCCGGCUUCUACCGCACACCAACCCUGCCCCCUGCCUCCACCAGGCCCUCACCUCCGAGCGCCUGGGUCCCCGCGCACAUUCCCUGGGGCCAGGGCGACUUCUACUACAUCGGGGCCCUGGUCGGGGUCACCUCCGCCUGUCCCCAGGCCAGGUCGGCCGACCCGGUGGGCGGUGUGGAGGCGGCAUGGCACGGCCACAGCCACCUGAACAGGAGCCUGCUGGACCACAAGCCCAGCCAAGUGCUGUCCCCCCAGAACUGGCUGGGCUGGCCCGUGGACCUGAGGAAGCGGAGGUUCGUGGUGGUGCCCACGCAUCACCAGGAAAUUCUGCCGAAUGAGGGGCUGCGGGGAGGGCUGGGGAGGGGCGCAGCCCUGCCCUCGGAGAGCCCACCCCCGGAGGCAGCAUCUCAGCCACGGCCGCUGGGGGCGGGGCAGAGCCAGGGCCUCUCCAGCACAACAUCUUGCACCAUGGGCAAGGCUGAGGACAGUGAAGGGAACAGGUAUGCGGGGGUGAUGAGCAGCACGGGCACUCCAACCAAGACCUCACAUCCCCUCCACCACAGCCCCCGCCCGGUCGGUCCUGAGCGGCUGGACAGGGACGCCUGCGGGACCUGCGGAUCCCACCUGAGCUGGGACACCUGCCCGGGCCCUGAACUCCUCUGA
This is a messenger RNA of Odocoileus virginianus texanus, 1257 nucleotides long. NCBI's taxonomy places the organism in Eukaryota, Metazoa, Chordata, Mammalia, Artiodactyla, Cervidae. The record is from RefSeq and is a predicted model, not a curated record.